AUGAGUAUUAACGUGCAGCUUCAUGAAGGAGCUGUGCCAAUUCUUGUGUCUCCGUACGAAAACUUUUUCUUCUUAAUUUACCGCGUCAAGCUCACAGUCGAAAGCGGCAAUGGAUAUCCAGGACAGGGUGGCUGCUUUUACAGCAACGAAGGCCGAUGUUACAUCUCACAGUACCGCCUCGUCUUUGUGUCAAGUGUAGCCCGAGAUAAUGCUGCCUACCAGUCAUUUUCACUGCCAUUCUACGGCAUUCGUGACUGGAGCUUUGAUGUCAGCCUUUUUGGUAAAAAAUUCUGGAAAGGUCAUGUAAAUCCCGUUCCGGGUGGUGGGUUAGUUGGUGUCGGAAAGUUUAUUAUGGAAUUUUUGAGCUAUGGUUUUGAUGAAUUUCGCAACCAUGUGCUUCCGUUGUUGGCGAAUUCAAGGUCGCUGCAUCAACAAUUCCGUCAUCUGACAACCCCGUCGGUGCUAUUGGUUCCCGGGGAGCUAGAAGAAAAUAAUGAGAGUGAUUCACGCCGGCUCGCAUACUGUUCUGCGGAAGAUCCCAUGACUCUCUUUAUUGUCAGUAAGGCGUUAUCUAGUCAAUCUGAUCAAUGA
Molecule: messenger RNA, 591 nt
Organism: Plasmopara halstedii
Lineage: Eukaryota; Oomycota; Peronosporomycetes; Peronosporales; Peronosporaceae
Product: WW domain binding protein WBP-2, contains GRAM domain
Exons: 4
Coding region: 1-591 (196 amino acids)
Biological process (GO): positive regulation of DNA-templated transcription
Cellular component (GO): nucleus
Molecular function (GO): transcription coactivator activity; chromatin DNA binding
Source: RefSeq, a predicted model, not a curated record